AUGAAGUGCAAUAUCGGCUAUAAAGCUUUUCACGGCACGUGUGUCGCCAUCAUCGCUCCGUGAGUUUUUCGGCAUUUUCAUCGAGAACAAGUUGAAGCUGCGAAAUUCGUCCGUCGCUUGUGCGUAGUAGUUUCUUUUGGUGGUUUCAGGAGUGUGGGGGCUGCAUGGAUCUAGUGGCUAUGACUUUACAUAAGUCCAACCCCCUUUUUCAAGAAACAUUGAUUUUGCGUAGAUAACCGAAUAUGUGAAAUCUAAUCAGGUUUGAUACAAAAAAAAACCACUGACUCCCACCGGAGUCUUGCCAUUUGAACUGCGCAGCGCUUGCACCAAGAAGUCAAUCGCCUUCUACGACAAUUUCCAAACGUCCAAGAACGGCGAGCCUGCCGUCACGGUCACUUGA
Messenger RNA from Microbotryum saponariae, 400 nucleotides. The record is from the annotation of a GenBank genome assembly. Lineage: Eukaryota; Fungi; Basidiomycota; Microbotryomycetes; Microbotryales; Microbotryaceae.